Messenger RNA from Brassica napus (rape), 1518 nucleotides. RefSeq lists its product as uncharacterized. Bases 314 to 886 code for a protein of 190 amino acids. Gene Ontology annotation, cellular component: CCR4-NOT complex. Lineage: Eukaryota; Viridiplantae; Streptophyta; Magnoliopsida; Brassicales; Brassicaceae. Gene Ontology annotation, biological process: protein ubiquitination. Gene Ontology annotation, molecular function: ubiquitin-protein transferase activity. The transcript has 3 exons. The record is from RefSeq and is a predicted model, not a curated record.
CAAUCAAAAAAACAGCAGGCGUAACGCUACGGAAAUACACAAUCAAACCGGAGUAAACCUACGUGACUACACAAUCAAACCGGGGUGAACUUUUCUGAAGAGCAUAACCGGGUUUAUAUAUAAUACACACACACAAGAGUCAGAGAGAGGCUUGGGUUACAAGGAACGUAGCCAGAGCAGUUUCAGUUUCAGUUCUCCAUCUCUCCCUCUCUCUCUCUCUCUCUCUCUCUUUCUCCGAUUAGGGCUUUGCUACUUCUUCAACACUACAACUCUGUGAGCGAGUGCGUCGGUGUUCUUUCUUCUUUCGAUAGUCAUGGUUGCUGAUUCCAUCACCGACGAUUCUCAACUCUCUCAUGGCUCUCCCAUCACGAGAGAUGUCUUCAAGAAACGAAAGGCGAAUAUGUUAAGGAAGCUGAAACAUGAGUGCAAGGUUGAUGGUGCUCGCCGUCAACAACGGACUGUUGAAGACGGCGAUGAGACUGUUGUUCUCUUUGACAACUCUACCGAUGAUGAUUACAGCGACGCCUUAAGCAUGUUCAACGAAGAAGAAGAUCCAAGCGAGUCUACUUCUACAACUGAAAAGCCCGAACCUCCUUCACCAGAAGAAAAGGGUACUGAUGAGAAGAAAGAAGGUGAUGAUUGUCCCGUUUGCGCUGAAAAGAUGGAUGCAACGGAUCUACUCUUCGAACAAUGUUCUUCUUGCGAGUAUAAGAUGUGUCUCUUCUGCUAUAACAAUAUCAAUGAAAGCACCCGAGUUUGCCCAGGUUGCAGGAAGAAGUAUGAGAAACAGACAAGUGGUAACAGCGGAGAAGUGAGUUUCCAGCGACGUGGUGGUGACCCAAUCCCUUUGUCUUCAUCGUUUCAAGCACUUAAUGAUAGUGCUUAAAAGAUCGAGAGAGAAAGAAGAUUAUGGAGAAACGAGUUUCAUGAAACGUCAAUAGGUUUUUCUCUUUUCUUUUUGUUUGUUGCCUUAAGUGUGUCUCAGUUUCACCAGGAACAAUAGCUUUGUGGGUUUUUGUUUAGGUUGUCAUCUCGGAAAAUAUCAUUCCAUUACAUACGCUGUGAAUCAUGUACAUAGAAAUAAAACCAUGUUACAGUGUUCUCUAUUAUUCAAUUCAGGAAAUGGUUGUAUGGAUAUAACAAAAACAGAGGAAAUGAUUGGUUCUUAAAUGAAGUUGUGAGCAAUGAGUUAUGUAUUUGGCUUUGUGUGUUGUUACUUGUUACUGACCUGUUGUGACUUUGAUGGUACUUUCCAGAAGCUUGUAGACAUUAUCUGCACUGGAUUCUUCAAAUUGGUUGAGAAGGGAAGGGUGGAUGCUUAAGUAUUAUGAUUAGAAUGGAUCAGAACACUGUCUUUGAAACUGCCAAACUAAACAAGUGUUUUAUUAUCUAUCAUAAGCCAAAACUUCAGUGCCUUUUACAGUAGCUGUGACCGAGUAUAGGUGAUGGUACUAUCUGAUACAAAGUUGGAAAGUUCUUGAUGUAAAUUAUAAAUGUGAAUGAGUUCACCAGUAAACA